UGGCUGCAAGAUCGUCGUUUGCUCUCGUUUCUUUAGGUAAUGUGGGGAAAGUUGUAGCUAGGUCUGCGGGAGCUAUAGAUCCCUAACUGGGACUUUAAUGGAUUUUUACGUUUGAUUUGUUAUAUGGACAUUAAUAGUAAUACAUGUGUGCCGCUGACUAAAAGGCGAAUGAUAAAGCCGACUAUCUGCCGGGCAGUUACAGUUAUACAGAAGUAUUCUGACCCAUUGCUUGUCACAGUGGCCUACCGGAGGGAGAGAGACAUGCGGGGGAUGUAUGAGCCACAGUUUCAUCCGGACCGUGGGGGUCCCUACUUGCGGGAUAUGAGUGAGAGGAGACCCGGCUUCGGGAGACCGGAUGAGGAGUAUAUCCGUGGCUUCGAAUAUGACAGUCCCCGCUACCCGAAUGGGGCUCCACGGAGUUACCACAGCGACGACCAGCGCAGCUACUAUGGUGAGAACAGCCACUUUGCCAGCGAGCGGAGGAGUGGCCCGCUGCGACGGGAGGACACCUAUCAGUACUACCGUGACGCCCGUGAUGAGCUGCACGGGGCUCGGCAGCCGGAGUUCAGGGAUCACCGGGACGGCCUCAGGAGGAAAACCAUGUUCCCCCCUCAGCGUGAGCGCUCCCCCUUCAGGAAGGAUGUGCCGCACUCCCCCCACAGCCGCUCCGGCUCCAGCUUGAGCAGCAGGAGCUACUCCCCCGAGAGGAGUAAAAGCUACUCCUACCAGACCCAACAGCGGAAGAGACAUGAGGAGUCCUAUAACCAGGCCCGAGAGCUGGAUAAAGAGCGCCCCCUGGCUUACCCCGUGAACACCUCCCGCGACGGCUCUCCACAGAGCUCCUGCUCCGCCCCCAAGGUCGGCUCGGACAAGGCCGGCAGGGCCCCCGAGGCGUCCUCUGUGGGGCCCCCCCCUGAGAAGGCCGAGCAGCCCCUGGAGCCUGACGGCACUGAGCCCCACGCCGAAUUUGAGGACGAGCGGCUGCCGGAGGGAGAGCAGAAUGAGGCUCUGGUCGGGAAGGACACCAUCACGGCUGCAAGCAGCAACUACGCAGAGCGCCGCAGUGAAGCCAUCGCUGCCAAAGCGCGGGAGAUCGAGAAGGAAUGCGACAAAGUGGCAAACUAGCUGAGCUGAGCUGGGUCCAGCCACGUGGCAGGGGCAGCGGUCCCCCGAGGGCGGCGCCCCCAUCAGACGCACCCUACCAGCACCGCCUCUUGACACAGGCAAGCAGCAUGAAAAGUGCUGGGUCAUAAACAUCAAAUAGGUGUUCCUCAGGGCCCUUCUUUGGCCCUGUCUGACUCGGCAGGUCCCAAAGCCAAAUACAGAUUAUUAGGGGUUUUAGGGGUAACGGCAACAUCAAAGGCAAAUGUUUUACAGCCUUGGUGGGGGUGGGGGGGGGUGCCAUGGACCUUUCUCGGCUUUCAAUAUCUGCAGUCGUUUGGAGUUCAGAAAAAAGAAAUGGUAAACUGUAAAAGCUGAAGCAGGGUGGAAUUGUUAUUAAUGGAGCUAACAUGGAGACUGUUCAUGGAGUGGAGUCCAGCUCCGCAGGUACGGGUGCUGUGCCUGCGCUUGGAAGGUUGCUGCUUCAAUCCCCCGUGUCUGCAGAGUAAGGCCCAUAACCGCUAACUGCUGCUUCCUGCCUUAAACGUGUCACCGUUCGGAUAAGAGCACCUGUGCAAUUCAGGCUCUGGCAGGGCAUUCUCUGCCUUGGUGUGGUUAUCAGAACCAGAACCUGGCGUUCUCUGUGAAUCGGGUCUAACAGAGGCACAUUUGGGCGGGACACCCUGAACAGCCAAAACCACAUCCCGCCUUAAACAUCGGGCCGACGUCUUUGUGGGGACCUUGGACGUGGGCCCCUCUUUUUGGUUUCCCAAACCUUCCCAGUAUCCAUCCGUCGUUCCACGCGAUGCGGGUGAUAUGAUCACGUUUGCUGUCACACGCGUGACAGGGGCUGCAUUCACUCACACGCACCUCCACUUAAUAUGUUCUGCUAAUGGCACAGAAACCGCAGUAAAUCAUCCUUUAUUACACCGGCAAAAGGGCUCUGAUUUACGGGGCUUUGAGGCUUCACCAAAGCCGAUGGGGCAAAGGACACAGAUCUUGUUAAGUUUCCCAACUUUAAUGACUGUGAUGCCUUAAUGUCUGUCUGUUUGUAGGUGAACCUGUUUGUACUUUGCCAGUUUCUGAUUGUCAGUUUGUGAAAUAUUUUAUCCUGGAUGUUCAAUGUAAGCUACGUGAUUUUCUGAAUCCAUGGUGCCUCAUGUUUGUCCCGUUUGUGGGAUCGUCGCAAAGAACGGCCUGGCUUUUAUGGUUUCCAUCUAGUAAUGAAUGCUGACUUGUUCCUCAUGAGUCAGGACGAGGAGUAAAUGAACUUUCUAUAAUUAGCGUGUGGUCGUUAAACCCUCAGCCUUUACGAGCCUUUUUUUUUUUUUUUUUUUGCCUUCUGAUGUUAAUUCCUUACUGUGUUCUGACAAACCCAUGCGACUCCAAAGCUUCAGAAACCGGUGAUUAAUUCUCAGUUUUAAAAUGAGGGCUUUAGCCUGGAAUUUUGGGGGGGGGGGGAUGUCAAAAAGUUCUGAAUGAGCCAAAUGGUACAUCAUUGAUUUCUAAGUGCUUUAUUUUUAGUUUUUCGUACUAAUGAACACCACGGGAAAGUACAAAGCAAGGUGACCACGCAUGUAAAUACGGGACAUUAAGUCUCUGAAUCCGUGAUUAAACCUGUUUGCUGAUUCUGUAUUUCUGCCGCUGCAGUGUGGAGGGGCUUGGCGGAGGGCAAGGGCCCUUAUUGAGGUUAGGCUGCUUUAUUUGCUGCUUCCGAAUGUCCGACAGUCACUUUAGUCAUGCAGGAGAGCGUCCUGUCCGCAGUCAUCCUCUCUGCUUGUCGGCUUGGUUCUGGUUACAUUUACAAACCCAAUGAACUGCCUAAUGAUUGGAGUCCAUCGAGUACUACAGCUAUUCACUCUUAUAAUACACAUCUGGGACCAUUAUACUUCAUUAGUAACAUAGUAGUUUGAACCACUGUAAUUCAAAGUAUGACGACCUUGGUGUACUCUCCCUCUGCACUGCGCCCCGUCCUGUUCCUCUGCGCCCCGUCCCGACACGCCCUGCUUGUGGCUUGUGUUCUUUCUGUGGUCCGUAUGUCCAUGUUCUAUGGUGUGGUUGAGAAAGACCCGGAAUCCUGAAAGAGGCUGGCCUGUAUUUGGAGU
Messenger RNA from Paramormyrops kingsleyae, 3206 nucleotides. Lineage: Eukaryota; Metazoa; Chordata; Actinopteri; Osteoglossiformes; Mormyridae. The record is from RefSeq and is a predicted model, not a curated record.